Molecule: messenger RNA, 1296 nt
Organism: Serpula lacrymans var. lacrymans S7.9
Lineage: Eukaryota; Fungi; Basidiomycota; Agaricomycetes; Boletales; Serpulaceae
Exons: 3
Coding region: 561-1268 (235 amino acids)
Source: RefSeq, a predicted model, not a curated record
GAACGCACUAUAUAUAAAUCAUUGACCACAAUAUAGGCGUUUCUACGGUCAUGGCACGCUGCACUGCGCAAUAAGCCUCGCGACUUUAGGACGUGCUGUUAUACGCAGCUCGACGCUUGCGCUUGUUAUCCUUUGAUUGAUUAUUACCACAGGACCACAGGAACACGACAAUGUAAUAUGGGCGAGCCGUGUGUAGAGAACAAAGAAAUAAACACUGCGACGCAAUUCACGGAUGGGCAACGUGAAUUCAGCCCAGUCGGCACGAUGCAUUUUGGCUAAUGUUGGUCUAAUGUCGCUUAUGUUCGAAAGCCUCUCGGAUGUUUACCGGAAGUCUCAUUCGGGUAUGUCUGCGUUGCCUCGAGGCAACCUCCAGGUGGUUUUCCCCUUGAUGAAAUCACAUCGAUGCAUUCUCCUCCAAAAUGUAUCCACUGCCGAUUCUUAGCUUGUUUCUGAUUUUUUUGUGCUUUGACUGUGCUCGCGCAUACCGGCGCAAGAGUCCAUCAUUUGGCUGACCUGCAGCUUUGACGCUCCAUGCUAUAUAACCAUGCAAUUCGAGUGUCAUGGAUAGCGACGUAGGACGGUCGUCCACAUCGUCCCCUCGUUCCUGUUUGGCUCUGUCUAAUGCUCAAAAGGCCAGCACAUCACGUAGAUCGCCAAAGACAGUACAGUUCCAAGAUACGCCUAGACCCACCCUCCAGCCCUCUGGUAACAAAGAAAAUAUAACGACGUGCAACCGGUCGACAUACUCCGAACUUAGUUCACUUGUCCACCCUUUUCUCGCCCUGUCAGCAGCUCCAAUUGUAUACGAUAUCCGGGAACCUCCAUCUACCCUGCGAUUCCCUCCACUCUCAGCACACCAGAGACAUUCUUAUCGACACCUUGCCGUGCCGUUGACCUCAUCGUCUCCCCGUCAUGUCAGGAUCAUCAGCAAAGAAUUUCCGUGGUCUUUUGAACUAGACUAUACUCGACGCGUUGAUCAUAAUUGUGUGACGUGUCUGGACGUUCUCUCGGCGUUGUACAGUGCCCUUCAAGCACCUUUAGCUGAUCAUGAGUGGGGCGUGGCUGACGAAAGCAGACGGAAAAGUAUGCAACGAGUUCGAGCCCGAAGAAUCGAAGCUGGUGGAAGUGCCCUCUUGCAGAGGGUCGAUUGGCUAGGGAGUCGUGCUUUCUUCGGCGGGCUACGAAGAGAUGAUAAGUUUGCGAAGCAGAGGCUGUGUCCGGGCACGGUACAGGUUACAGAGACUUGGCUAGUAAAAUUCAGGAUUUGAAUUUAUUUAUUUAUGAUUGGAUACCAGC